UCCACAUAAUAAUUCACUGGUAGAGACAAAAUAAGCUAUAAAUGUAACACUGUUAUAGAUGUAAUUCAAUAUUCCAAUCCAUCUAUUUCAACUAAAAAAAUGAACCUAUAGCUAUUUAUAUAAGUAUUUCAGAACAACAUAUAAGUAUAACAGAACUGAAGACCGAAUGGAACUAAGAUUAAGAAGGCGACUCAAGCAAGACGAAUUGGAUGUACCUGAGUAGAAUACAGAUUUGAAUGAUCAAUACAUGGAUUAGAUACUAUAAACUUCAUUAUGUUUAAUUAUAAGAAAAAUAAGAACAAAACCCAACAGAGCAUUAGUCGGGAAUCAGUGGAUAGUUCAGGGGCAUCAAGUAAUGAAAAUUUAUCGAGUAGCAAGGAUGUUAAGGACGCUAAUGGGAAGAUUCUGCAUCGUAAAAUUCACUUCAAAGUUUCUUAUAUAGGACAGGUUCAGGAAAUCAAUACAUUGAAUUCUAAAAAACGGGAUGCAGAAGCCCAACUUGUUGAUCGAAUAGAAGAAGCACAAAUCGAAGGAAAAUUGCCGAUUUCAACAAAAGACUCGGAUGAAGUCAACAUUCACAUCAGUCGCCAUGGUAUCAAAGUUCUAGAUGUGAACGGACAAGAUGUAUUACAAAGGCAUCCAUUACACACGAUUUGCCAACUUGUGAAUUAUGAAGAUGGUUUUGGCCGACAGAAUUUAGCGUUAAAGAUUGGACAAGUAGGCAAGACCGUUUAUCAGUGUUAUGUGUUUCAGUGUCAUUCUGAAGAACAAGCUAAAUCAAUCUGCAUGUGUGUGAAGCAGAUAUUUGAUGCUAUAGCUAAAAUAUAGCUGUGGUAAGCUACAGUGCUUGAUUUUGGAUCAAUAGGAACAAUGCCUAACAUACUGAGAAGAAAAAGAAUGCAUACAACAUGGACUUACUUAAAAUUUCUACAUAAUUGACUCACAGGCCUCAUUCAAAUAUUUAUUUUCAAAUGUUUUUUCAAGUCUAUUCAAACAUUUUCUUUAGUAGCCUAUCCAUUGAUGGUAAUCAACUGUUAAUACAUGUAGAUGUACUUGGUAGUUAAAUCAACUGUUAAUGUACUGGAAGUUAAAUCAACUGUUAAUGUACUGGUAGUUAAAUCAACUGUUAAUGUACUGGUAGUUAAAUCGACUGUUACUGUACCGGUAGUUCAAUCGACUGUUAAUGUACUGGUAGAUAAAUCAACUGUUAAUGUACUGGUAGUUAAAUCAAUUGUUAUUCCAGUAGUUAAACAACUGUUAAUGUACCAGUAGUUAAAUCAACUGUUAAUGUACCGGUAGUUAAAUCAGCUGUUAAUAUACUGGUAGUUAAAUCAACUGUUAAUGUACUGGUAGUUAAAUCAGCUGUUAAUGUACUGGUAGUUAAAUCAGCUGGUACUGGUAGUUAAAUCAACCGGUACUGGUAGUUAAAUCAACUGUUAAUGUACCUGUAGUUAAAUCAACUGUUAAUGUACUGGUAGUUAAAUCAACUGGUACUGGUAGUUAAAUCAACUGUUAAUGUACCUGUAGUUAAAUCAACUAAUAUUCAUAAAUAAUAAACAAACAGAUAAAGAUAAAAUGAUUUGAAAGAUUCACAAUUUCUAAAAUUGCACCAAUAGCAAGUAAAAAAUUGGACAUUUGAAGUGAAUCGAAUAUUCAAGUAGCAAUCAAAUAAUGACUUACAAUACCUGAAAAAUAAAUGAAAAAUUUCAAGUGACCACUAUAACAUACCUGUACAUUGAGGCUGGACACUUGAAGAAAUAAAUAAAGUGAAUUGAAUUUACUCUGAGAUUAGAUUCCAAUAAUACAAUAUUGCUUUCA
Molecule: messenger RNA, 1818 nt
Organism: Patella vulgata (common limpet)
Lineage: Eukaryota; Metazoa; Mollusca; Gastropoda; Patellidae
Product: integrin beta-1-binding protein 1
Exons: 2
Coding region: 274-828 (184 amino acids)
Biological process (GO): negative regulation of substrate adhesion-dependent cell spreading; negative regulation of focal adhesion assembly
Cellular component (GO): lamellipodium; cytoskeleton; cell periphery
Molecular function (GO): integrin binding
Source: RefSeq, a predicted model, not a curated record